GCUUGCUUUUUUACCACCCAGCCAACACCAACUACUUCUCAAUGCUCCCGUGAGACGUGAGUUGGCAGAGAACUUUACACAGAAGAUUUAAGGGGUCACCAAAACACUGCCAUUGAUUACGAAGCUGGUUGUUGGCAGACAGAUGGAGGACCUCUCCUUUUCACCGAUGUCCCGUGUCGCCAUUUGCGGCGGUACACACGGCAAUGAGAUGACGGGGGUAUACGUGAUACGAGAGAUGGAGAAGAAGAAAAAGGACAAGGUCGGAAACUCUGUGACCGUAACGACAGUCCUUUCAAAUCCGGAGGCUGUUAAGGUGUGCAGACGGUACAUUGACAAAGAUCUCAAUCGUUGUUUCACGGAUACUUUGCUGAGCGCACCUUUAUCGGCCAACUCGCCGUACGAGAUGAAGCGAGCUCAUGAGCUCAACGCGCUGCUCGGGCCUAAAGGAAACUUGCAGGCCGUGGACUUCCUGUGCGACAUCCACAACACAACGGCCAACAUGGGCAUGUGCUUCAUCUUGAACGGAUUUGACUGGAUCGCCCUGCACCUUUUUAAAUACGUAAAGAGUAAAACAACAUUUGGGCCUGUGAGAGCAAUCCAGUUUAACACGACACUUCCAGAGGCCUACUCACUUGAAUCUGUGGCUAAACAUGGUUUUUCGUUGGAGGUCGGACCUCAACCCACCGGAGUGGUCAGAGCAGACAUUUACAACAUGGUGACGGAAACGCUGGAUCUCAUCAUGGAUUGGCUUGAAAAUUUUAAUUCUGGAAGUACGUUCGAGGGUGGUGAAGUAGAGGUCUACUGUCAAACCGCCGUCCUCGACUACCCAAGAGAUCCCGCCACCGACGAGAUCAUCGCUGCUAUUCAUCCCCAGCUACAGGACAACGACUUCAAGCUUCUCCGUGCCGGGGAUCCUAUUUUCCGGUCGUUCAAUGGUGAGACGGUUAAGUACGAGGGCGAGGAGGCCUACCCGUUCUUUGUGAACGAAUGCGCCUACUACGAGAAGAGGAUCGCCUUUCAAUUAGCUCGCAAGAUUAGUAUUUGCCUCCCGUCAGUCUGUGUGAAAAAGAACUGAUAGUUCUUACGAGGAGAAAAUGUUAUUUUCAUAAAAGGUGCCUUAUCUUUUUUUUUUUUUUGACUGUGGAUCAAACACACAAAAUUUUAAGAUUGACAAGCCGUCCUGAGUGAUUGUCUGAAAAUGUUCAACUCACCAACGAGCUUUUAAAGUUAUUGAUACUGAUUAAAGUCCUCCAAAAAGAG
Syngnathus typhle (broad-nosed pipefish) is the source of this 1260-nucleotide messenger RNA. RefSeq names its product aspartoacylase (aminocyclase) 3, tandem duplicate 2 (gene acy3.2). The transcript has 7 exons. Gene Ontology annotation, molecular function: hydrolase activity, acting on ester bonds; aminoacylase activity. NCBI's taxonomy places the organism in Eukaryota, Metazoa, Chordata, Actinopteri, Syngnathiformes, Syngnathidae. The coding region runs from base 143 to 1075 and encodes 310 amino acids. The record is from RefSeq and is a predicted model, not a curated record.